AUGGCAGAUUCUGAACAACCUUUAUUAUCGUCAACAGAAAACAGAGAAAAACAUAGUGUAGUAGUUAUUGGUGGUGGUUGGUCUGGUAUUUAUGCUUUGAAAUAUCUCUUAGGUGAAGGUCUUGAUGCACAUUUAUAUGAAAGUCGUUCAAAUAUUGGAGGUAUUUGGUAUUUUGAUGAAAAUGAAAAUGUUAGUGGUGUUUAUAAAUCAGCUCAUGUUACAUCAUCAAAAACAUUUUUACAUGCAUCUGAUUUUCCAUUUCCGAAAACGAUUGGUGAAUUUCCUUCUCAUGGAGAGGUUCUGGCUUAUUUACAUUCAUAUGCUGAUCAUUUUAAACUUUGGUCAAAUAUUCAUCUUAAUUCUAAAAUUGUACGUGUCGAACCACAAUGGAGUCUUAUAUUAAAUGACGGUUUAAAAAUAAUUGAUUGUAACUAUCUUGUUGUCUGUUCAGGACAACAUCAAAUAGCUAGUGAUCCACGUUCAAGUUAUCCAUUUAAUCAAUUUACUGGUACAUUUUCUCAUAGUAUAACAUAUAAAACUCCAUAUGAUAAUAAAUUUAUUAAUAAAAGAAUUCUUGUUGUUGGUGGUGGUGAAACAGCAAGUGAUUUAGCUGUUGAAUUAAGUGCUACAAUAGCUAAACGUGUGUAUAUGAGUAUUCGUGGAGGACAAUGGUUUCAAGCACGUCUAUUAGGACAACAACCAGCUGAUAUUAUGUAUACAAUGUUAAUGAGAUUAUAUGGGUAUUAUGAUACUAUAUUGGUUCGUUGUUGGAGACGAAUAUUUUUUGUACCUAUGUGGGGUGUUGGUGGUACAGGUAUACGUGAAUGGACUCCAACAGUUCCAUUCUUACAUGGUUUUAUUAAUAAAAGUCGAGAAAUUGUUGAUCAUGUUGCACUUAAUCGUGUUAUUCCAAAACGUGGAAUUAAAACUAUUAAUGAACAAUUAAUAACAUUUGACAAAGAAGAAAAUCCAAUUGAAAUUGAUCAUAUUCUUUUAUGUACUGGCUUUCAAUGGACACAUCCAUUUUUUUCUAGUACAGAUAUACAUGAUUUAUACAAACUUGUUUUUGCAUCUGGUGUUGAUGGAACUUUAGCAUUUGUUGGUACAGCAAGACCAGUAUUUGGUUCUAUACCAGCAAUGGCAGAAUUACAGGCACGCUGGGUAGCUGCAGUAUUUUCUGGUCGACGGCGUUUACCAUCAGAAAAAGUAAUGGCUAAAAGCCGUCGAGCAUAUUGGGCAAGACAUGCUAAUCUUUAUCCACAUGAUCAUAAACGUCUCAAACAAUUAGUUAAUCUUUUUGAAUACAGCGAUGUCAUUGGUGAUGAAUUAGGUGUACGAGUUGCUUUAUUUUAUUUAUUUUUUCGACAUCCAAGAUCUUGGUAUCGUAUUUAUUGUGCUUCUCCAUGGUCACCAUUUCUGUUUCGUAUUGGUCGAUUAUCAUCUGACGAUGAAAAAUUAGCUUAUCAACGACAUUUAGCAUGUAUACCAGAAAAAGAUCAAGCAUUUCAUCGAUAUAAUGAUGUUAUGCUUAGUGCAUAUAUUGAACUUGAUCUUCAAAUUCGACCCUUUUUGAGAAUAAAUACAAAGACAAAGCACGAGGAACUUACAACAGCAUUGGGACUCAACGCUUCAUCACAUCCAAUAAUUGCAAGGGGUCCUGUUCUUAUACAUAGUUUAGAUGAAGAUAAUGAUAUAUAUUUCGAGUUUGAGACAUAUGAAGAAUUUCGAAAAGAACGAUUGAAAUUAAAUUAUGAUAGUACAUUAAAAUUAUGGUAUUCAUUACCUAACGGUCUACCAACACUUGAUAAUAAUCUAGUCAGACGACAAACAAUUAAACAACAACGAGCACGUUUAAGAAAAAUGAAAUUUUUUGCUUUUUAUUGUACAUUAUUCAAGAAGACAUUUCUCAAAAAGAAAAUUCAAUCAAAAGGUUUUCGCCUAUGGAAUGAAACAUUAAAUGUACCCACAUUAGAAGAUGAGUCUCUUUAUGGCAUAUAUAAAUCAAUGGGUCGAAUCACUACAGAAUUUCUUAAUAAAGGACGACGAUAUGAUGAAACAAUCAGUUAUGAAGAAUUAUUUAAAGCUGGUCGUACUGUUUGGUUUAUGAUUGCUUUUCAAAUGCAACUCAAUUUACCCUUAAUUUUAACUGAUUCUAUAUUUGGUUAUAAUAUGCUUUAUCCAUAUACAGAUGAUUUAGUCGAUAGUAACGAUGUAAGUCGAGAAGCAAAAGUUGAUUUUGCAAAACUUUUUCAUGAACGAUUACUGAUUGGUGAACCAACGUAUGAUUCUCAAGUACAUUUUGAUGGAAAACAAUCAAAUGUUGCGGAAUUAAAGUUACCAUCAUCAUUACAAUCACAAGCUAAUCGUAUAGUAAAAAUAUUUGAUAUGGUUAAAUUUAUUGAAAAUGAUUGGAAACGUGGUGGUGAAUAUGAAGGUGUUUAUAUGAGCUUAGCUACAAUACAUGAAUCACAAAUGAAAUCAACAUUACAACAUGCAAGAACUGAAGAUAGCUAUGCACCAACAAUGACACAAGUUGAACAAGUUAGUGCAGAAAAAGGUGGUGCAUCAUUAAUAGCUGCUGGAUUUUUAAUUGAAGGACGAUUAACGAGAGCUAAAAUAGCUUAUUUAGAAUAUUUAGGAUUUGGUUUGCAAUUACUUGAUGAUUUACAAGAUGUAAAAGAAGAUAUGAAAAAUAAUCAUCGAACAAUUUUUACUCAAACUCUUGCUGAAGGUCGACCAUUAGAUGCACCAACAGCACGUCUUAUUCAAUAUUGUUAUUGUGCACCAGCAUAUGAAAAAUUUAGUGAUGAUCAACGUACAAUUUCAGAUAGAAAAACUGGUGUUACAUUAGCUCAAUAUGUUCGAGUUUCAAUGAUGAUGUUUUCUGUUGUACUAGUUUUAGAAGCUGCAUCUCGAUUACAAGAAUAUUAUUCAAAAGAAUUCUAUCGUGAAUUAUCUUCAUUAAGUCCAUUUACAUUUAAUGAUCUCAAAGCAGCUCGUGUUGAAGAAACACUUUGGGCUAUUGUAAGAAAUCAAUGGUUUUGA
Molecule: messenger RNA, 3045 nt
Organism: Rotaria sordida
Lineage: Eukaryota; Metazoa; Rotifera; Eurotatoria; Philodinida; Philodinidae
Source: the annotation of a GenBank genome assembly